CGUUCAUUAGCUGGUAAAAACUCUGGACUACCCACUGAUUCUAUUGUUAUUGCUAUACUCCCUGUCACUUUGGAUACUCCAAUGAAUCGCAAAUGGAUGCCGAAAGCAGACUUCAGCACAUGGACUCCUCUGACAGAAGUAGCUGGCCUCUUUUACAAAUGGACUGAAGGUAAAGACCGUCCAAAUUCUGGUGGUUUACUGCAGUUAAUAACCAAGGAUGGUGUCACCCAAUUGGCUGAAGCUAAUUAAAUGUAAAUAUUUGUGCUGGAAAAACUUAUAUGUACUUCAACGACUCAUGUGCGUUAGGGAUAUACAAAAGAAAAAAGUAUAAUAAUUAAAAGAUAAUUACAACAACUUUCACAAUGUUAUACCUAAGAAUAGUGUACCUAGUGCUCAACAUAAAUUAUUGUACUAAAUAUAAUCAGCUAUAAAAUAUAAACCAAUUAUAAAAUA
Rhagoletis pomonella (apple maggot) is the source of this 453-nucleotide messenger RNA. Its product is annotated as dihydropteridine reductase-like. Gene Ontology annotation, molecular function: 6,7-dihydropteridine reductase activity; NADH binding; NADPH binding. The annotation marks the transcript as partial. The record is from RefSeq and is a predicted model, not a curated record. Gene Ontology annotation, biological process: L-phenylalanine catabolic process; tetrahydrobiopterin biosynthetic process. The transcript has 2 exons. Lineage: Eukaryota; Metazoa; Arthropoda; Insecta; Diptera; Tephritidae. Gene Ontology annotation, cellular component: cytoplasm.